GCUACACGAGGACCAGAAACAAGUUCGCGAAGUACUUCCUUCCAUGUUGAUGUUGAUGCGGACCGACGUGCCGCUGUGACUUAAGGCUAAACAUGGACAUUUGUAUUCUGAAGAAGAAAUACGGAAUCAUGUUGCGUAGCCUUUUGAACUAUUCGAAAACUCAAAAUAACCGAAUUAUACUGACUGAAAUAAGGGAGGUAGCUUGUCAUCAAGGCUACCCAUCCUUGUUUUCAGUAGUUACUCGCUUACUUUCAAUAGUUACUCGGUUAUUUUCAAUAGUUACUCGGCAAUAUAAGAAAGAACGAACCCACCAAGUGCAGAAUGCCCAAGAUGACUACCCAAACAUGUAGUUUCUCUCUAAGCCAUAAGGGCUGGCAGACUGCUACGAGACAUUCGAGCGUUCUCCGAGAGCGUGGAACAGUGUUGGGAUCUAGUGCGGGACCUAGUCCAAACAGAAGCUGAAGCCGCAG
Molecule: messenger RNA, 470 nt
Organism: Amoebophrya sp. A25
Lineage: Eukaryota; Dinophyceae; Syndiniales; Amoebophryaceae
Source: the annotation of a GenBank genome assembly